Rhagoletis pomonella (apple maggot) is the source of this 1364-nucleotide messenger RNA. RefSeq lists its product as uncharacterized. Lineage: Eukaryota; Metazoa; Arthropoda; Insecta; Diptera; Tephritidae. The record is from RefSeq and is a predicted model, not a curated record.
CGCACAUUCUAUAAACAAACUGAAAAGAUCACAUUGAAAAAUGAUUGGGUGGAUGAUGAUUGCAUAUUGAUUGCAAGUGAAGAGGAGCACGGUGAUAGUGAGGAACUCUCACCAAAAGUUACACUGACCAGUUGUUUUCAAAACCUGCACACACAAAAGGGGGAUUCACUAGAGGGCGCAGCUAAACGGGACUAUGUUAUAAAACGAUUAAGCGAAGCAUAUGCAAAGCCACAAUAAGCUGAUGAUACCUUAGAAACAUUAAACAUACUACUAAUAAUGUGUAUGAGAGAAUGCAAACUGCGACAAAAUGUGAUGCGACUGUAGAAAGAAAAAACGGCAUGAGAUUAUUUCUGUAGCUUCUGUCUUAAUUUAAUAUGCAGCUUCGUUGUUAGGAGUCAACUAUGAAUUACAUGAUAUACAUAUACUAGUAGCUCGAAUUUAAGUGUGUAAUAUACGAGAAUAUUGUAAAACGUGAAUACGUGGAGCUGCAGCAUAUGUUACGUUUGUACAUAGUUGCCAUUUGAAUGUAUCUACCUUUAUAUUUAUUAUAUAAGCAGGCACUUUUAUUUUUAACAAUUUAAAAUAAAACAAAAAAAAGCGUUCGUUGAAUUUCAUGCGGUAUUUAGUUGCAAUACCUUUAAUUUAGUUUUUUUUUUCUUUCUUAUAUUGAAUUUAAUUUUUGCCAAUAAUGUAAGUAUUCUUACUUUCUGAAUUUUGCAAUAAAUCUGAGAGAAUAAAUAUAAAACAUUGGUAAUAAUUGGCAUUGAAACGGAUUUGUUUUAUUUACAAUUAUUGUUAAAAAUUAGUUUUUUAUUAUAUAGUUGAUCGCGUCGUGUGCUGGGUUUGGGAUAUGUAGAAAAACUGGGUGUAAAAAAGCGGUGGACAUAAAUAGAAAAAUUAAACUACAAUUUUAAAAUUUGGUAUACAAGCUUUUUGAGGGCCUUGACUGACAAACGUCACUUGCUGAAAAUGGUCGAGAUGGGCUAAGACUACGAUCCUACAAGCCGCCACCUAUCACACACGGGGGUUAAGGCUUUUAUAAAUAAGGCGUGCAAUAACAAACAUAACGCAGUACUGAAUUUAAACAGCUUUUUAGACCACUAAGAAAAUGUUAUAGAAAAAUUUUAUAUUUUGGCGUAAAACUGAAGAUUUUAAUGUGAUUUUAAAUGGGUUAGUGCUAACAACUUUUAAUCGCUAAUGCAUAGAUAAUGAAAUGUAGGGUGGGGUUAUCCCAAAAAUCAGGCAAAAAUGAAACUUGAAAUUAUUGUGUUUUGUUAUGGAUGUCCUCCAAUAUGUUUAAUGAACGAGCAAAUUUUUCGUUGAUUUAUAUUGUAAUUUCUUCACUUUUCUAAAAAUAGGUCUUU